Messenger RNA from Leptosomus discolor (cuckoo roller), 2448 nucleotides. Lineage: Eukaryota; Metazoa; Chordata; Aves; Leptosomiformes; Leptosomidae. The record is from RefSeq and is a predicted model, not a curated record.
AUGGUUGUGAACAAUUUAUAUGCCAUUAUUCAGUUCUUCACAAAUUGCCGAAAAUAUACGUUACACAUACAGACUGCUGAAAUCAAAGACAUUUCUCAAAAAUGUAAACAGAAACAAGAUGCUUUGGAGAUGAAAGAUAAACAAAUUAAAGAAAUUCAUCAAGCUUUGAGAAUGAAAAAAGAUGAAGAAAUGGACAGACGGAGGAAAAUAUGCAAUAUUCAGAAGAUGAUAGAGGACUGGAAGAAUGAGCUCAGUACAAUGGCAGUCAACGAGAAUCUUCAGCCACAAAUUGAUGCUGUUAAUAAUGAGCUGAAAAAAUUACAAGAAGAAAGGGCAAAUACUGAUACUGAUAUCAGUGAUCUAACAGCAGAGAAAAUGAACCAAGAGAGGGAAAACAAAAGAAUAAUUGAUCGCCUUGGACAACUUAAUAAUAUAAUGAAUAUGAAGGAAGAGAGUCUUAAAGUGAAAUUCCAAGACACACACUCUGCUCUUAUGUGGCUAAGAAAGAACAAAGACAAGUUUAAAAAAAAAGUUUGUGAACCCAUGAUGCUUGAAAUCAAUAUGAAAGACAAUAGACAUGCUAAAUAUGUUGAAAAUCACAUUACGGCCAAUGACAUGAGGGCUUUUGCUUUUGAGAGUCAAGAAGAUAUGGAAAUGUUUCUUGUGGAGAUGCGUGAUCAUCAGAAACUAAGAGUGAAUGCUGUAUGCGCGCCUGUUGAAUCAUGUGCUGAAAGGUUACCUUCAAGGCCUAUUGAAGAAUUACGCCAAUAUGGAUUUUUCUCAUAUUUACGAGAGUUAUUUGAUGCUCCUCAUCCUGUGAUGAGUUAUCUUUGCUCCCAGUACCAUGUUCAUGAUGUCCCUGUGGGAACAGAGAAGACCAGAAGCAUGAUUGAAAGGGUCAUACAAGAAACCAAACUUAAGCAGAUAUACACAACAGAAGAAAAAUACACUGUUAAAGUAUCUGCUUACACAAAGCUAACCCUGACUACUAACAUACCCCUGAGGGCAGCACAGUUUCUCACUAGUUCAGUGGAUACAGAUGAAAGACAACAGUUGGAAAACCAGCAACAGGACAUCAGUAACGUGUUAAAGUCAUUGGAUAUGCGUUUGACUACAUUGUUUGAGAGACAGAAACAUCUGGAACGCAGAGACAAUGAGCUCAGGCAACAGAAGAAGGAGCUUUUAGAGAGAGGAAACAGGAGGAGACAGUUGGAAGCAAAAAUUGAUGUGAAGUAUGAUAGUUUAAGACAACUGGAACAAGAUGCUAUCGACCUAGAGAAGGAAUCUCAACAAGCAAAUUUAAAGAUCAAAGAAAUAAAUAUCCAGAAAGCCAGACUUGUUACUGAAUUAAUGCAUCUCAUAAAGAAUUGCAUAUCACUGAAUAUCCUCAAAGCAGAUCUGGUUCUUCAGAGCACUACAGUGACUGCUGAGAAGAACAGAGUAGAAUCAGAGUAUAAAGCAGCAGAUGUACAGCUGAGAGCUACAGAGCAAGCAUUUCACGAACUGGACAAUAGGAAGCGAGUUCUUGCAGAAAACUGCAAGGAAUUGCUGAAAAAAGCUCGACAGGUCUGCAAACUGAGUUCGGAUCAAUAUCUUCCAAAAGAAUUUCAAACUGCUUUUCAGGCUCUUCCAGCCACGUUGGAGGAAAUUGAUGCUUUUCUGAAGGAAGAGAAAACCAGGGCCUCCUGUUUCACAGGCCUGAAUGCUUCUGUUGUUGAAGAAUACAAUAAGCAGACACAAGAAAUAGAGCAGUUGACGGAAUAUCUAGAGGAAAAGAAAAAUGAAUUGGAUAAAUAUAAGCAAAACAUUUCACAGGUCAAAGAAAAGUGGCUGACCCCCUUGAAAAAGCUGAUUGAGCAAAUUAGUGAGAAGUUCAGUAACUUCUUUUCUUCUAUGCAGUGUGUUGGUGAAGUUGAUCUUCAUGUGGAAAGUGAGGAGGAGUACGACAAGUACGGGAUUCGCAUUAGAGUCAAAUUCCACAGUAGCAGUCAACUUCAUGAAUUGACUCCCUAUCAUCAGAGUGGAGGUGAGAAAAGUGUUUCCACUAUGUUGUACCUGAUGGCUCUACAGGAACUCAACAGAUGUCCUUUCAGAGUUGUAGAUGAAAUAAAUCAGGGGAUGGAUCCAGUGAAUGAGAGAAGAGUUUUUGAGAUAGUUGUGAAAACUGCUUGUAAAGAAAGCACGUCUCAGUACUUCCUUAUUACCCCAAAGCUCCUGCAGAAUCUCACUUACAAUGAGAAGAUGACGGUGUUGUUUGUCUACAAUGGACCUUUUAUGUUGGAGUCAAACAAAUGGGACUUAAAGGCUUUCUGUAGGCGGCGGCGGCGACUUGGAAGAAUGGAUGAACAGUGAUACAUAAUAUAUUAUAUAUAUAAAAAACCCAAUGUUUUUGUAGAACUUUCUGGAACAUGUGGCUUUCAAGACUUCAGAAAUUGUGAUGAGAACCUG